AUGCCUCCCAAGAAGCAAGUCGUCGAGGAGAAGAUCCUCCUGGGCAGGCCCGGUAACAACCUGAAGAGUGGAAUUGUUGGCCUUGCAAACGUUGGAAAGUCCACCCUCUUCCAGGCCAUUACCAAGUGCAACCUGGGAAACCCGGCCAACUUCCCCUACGCCACCAUCGACCCUGAGGAGGCACGUGUCAUCGUCCCCGACGAGCGCUAUGAUUGGCUUUGCGAAAAGUACAACCCCAAGUCGCGCGUGCCUGCCAACCUCACGGUGUACGAUAUCGCUGGUCUGACGAGAGGUGCCUCCACUGGUGCCGGUCUCGGUAACGCCUUCUUGUCGCACAUUCGCGCCGUCGAUGCCAUCUUCCAGGUCGUUCGUUGCUUCGACGAUGCCGAGAUUAUCCACGUCGAGGGUGACGUUAACCCUACCCGUGAUCUCGACAUCAUCAGCGACGAGCUGCGGUUGAAGGAUAUCGAGUUCACCGAGAAGGCCCUCGAGAACCAGAAGAAGAAGACUCGCUCUGGCGGCAAGGGUCUCGAGCAUAAGAAGGCCAUGGAGGAGCAGGCUACCAUUGAGAAGAUUCUCCAGCACUUGAAGGACGGCAAUGAAGUCCGCAAGGGUACCUGGGGCCCCAAGGAGAUCGAGGUCAUCAACCCCUUGUUCCUCCUUACCGCCAAGCCCGUCGUCUACCUGGUGAACCUGUCGGAGAAGGACUUCAUUCGCAAGAAGAACAAGUACCUUCCCAAGGUUGCCGAGUGGGUUAAGGAGCACGCUCAAGGCGACCCCAUCAUCCCCAUCUCCGUCUCUUUCGAGGAGCGUCUGACCCGCUACGAGACUGAGGCCGAGUCCAAGGAGGAGCAGAAGAACGUUGGUGCCGAGUCCGCCCUGCCCAAGAUCGUUCUUCAGAUGCGCAAGGUCCUCAACCUUGGCAGCUUCUUCACCACCGGCACGGACGAAGUUCGCCAGUGGACUCUCCGCAACGGCACCAAGGCACCCCAGGCCGCCGGUGUCAUUCACACCGACUUUGAAAAGACCUUUAUUCAAGUCCUCGUCUACAACUUCACCACACUCAAGGAGCUCGGCACUGAAGCCGAGGUCAAGGCCAAGGGCAAGGUUAUGACGAAGGGCAAGGACUACGUUGUGGAAGAUGGAGACAUCUUGCUCAUCAAGGCCGGUGCUGCCAAGGGUUAG
This is a messenger RNA of Colletotrichum fioriniae, 1185 nucleotides long. It is a transcript of the gene OLA1, whose product is annotated as Obg-like ATPase. NCBI's taxonomy places the organism in Eukaryota, Fungi, Ascomycota, Sordariomycetes, Glomerellales, Glomerellaceae. The record is from RefSeq and is a predicted model, not a curated record. Gene Ontology annotation, cellular component: cytoplasm. Gene Ontology annotation, molecular function: ATP hydrolysis activity; GTP binding; ATP binding.